Molecule: messenger RNA, 1377 nt
Organism: Papaver somniferum (opium poppy)
Lineage: Eukaryota; Viridiplantae; Streptophyta; Magnoliopsida; Ranunculales; Papaveraceae
Product: serine hydroxymethyltransferase 3, chloroplastic-like
Exons: 8
Biological process (GO): tetrahydrofolate interconversion; L-serine catabolic process; folic acid metabolic process
Cellular component (GO): cytoplasm
Molecular function (GO): zinc ion binding; serine binding; cobalt ion binding
Source: RefSeq, a predicted model, not a curated record
AUGUCAAACGACAUCAGAUCAUCUUCUUCGUACCACCCAGGCUCGUCUGCUAAACGCGCACGAUCAUCUGAGGUUCAGGAUGAACAGCUUCGCGAUGACUCUCCUGCUCGUAUUCGCCGAGUUAAGAAGACCAGACGCCCAUGUGUGACAGUGAUCGAUGAUGAUGAUUUAACCAGCCCUCCUCCUUCGAAUUCAAACACACCUACUCCUGUGGACCUUGAAGAUGUUGAUCUGGGCAUCUCUUCUUACGAAUAUCCCAGUGCAUGUCUUCCAUUCGAUAUUCACAUGAAAUGCAUGUCUUCCAGUUAUCGAACCGUCGGCAGAUUCUUGGUGCGGAAGAAGUUUGUGCCUUUAUACACAAAAGUACGGAGGAGGUAUGGCCAUAUUGCAACCAGGAAUGUAGUUCAGCACUGUGCAUCUGCUUUGGUUACCACAGUAAAUUGCCUUCUCCCUAUGAUUUCCGAGAUCGAAGAUAUCUCCAUCUGUAACAUUGCUGAAUCGAAAUUUGAGGAGUGGGAGAACAUGGUGUCUACCUAUGAAACGAUGGGAUUCAAUGUGGGUUGGUUGCGGCAGCGUCUUGACAUCAUCAAGGCAAACCUUGAAGUACGUUCAAUAAUUGAUAGUGAGAAGAAUCGUCAGUUUAACAGCUUGGAGCUCAUUGCUUCAGAGAAUUUUACAUCCCGCGCAGUGAUGGAAGUUGUGGGUUAUUGUCUCACAAACAAGUACUCAGAAUGGCUUCAUGGUAAAAGGUACUAUGGUGGCAAUGAGUACAUUGAUGAGCUAGAGACACUUUGUCAACAAAGGGCUUUGGCUGCAUUUCACUUAGACCCAAAGAAAUGGGGAGUUAAUGUCCAACCUCUGUCUGGUUCUCCUGCUAACUUUGAAGUCUACACUGCACUUCUCAACCCACAUGACCGUAUUAUGGGUCUGGAUCUUCCUCAUGGAGGUCACUUGUCACAUGGAUUUAUGACUCCUAAAAGACGGGUAUCUGGGACUUCGAUUUAUUUUGAAUCGAUGCCCUACCGUCUUGAUGAAUCAACAGGCCUUAUUGAUUAUGAUAUGCUUGAGAAAACUGCCACCCUCUUUCGACCAAAACUCAUCAUUGUUGGUGCUAGUGCUUAUCCUCGUGAUUUCGAUUAUCCUCGAAUGAGAAAGAUUGCAGAUUCUGUUGGGGCUUUUCUCAUGAUGGAUAUGGCUCACAUAAGUGGUCUCGUUGUUGCAUCUGUAUUUGCCGACCCAUUUGAAUACUGUGAUGUUGUAACAACCACCACUCACAAGUCAUUACGAGGUCCCAGAGGUGGCAUGAUUUUCUUCAAGAAAGAUCUUGUUCUUUGGGUUGAUAUGGAAUCUGCGAUUAACAAUGCUGUUUUCCCAGGG